GUUUCCAUCCAUGGAGCCUCUAUCAUUUUACCAGCCAAGCACAAAACUUAUCCGUUCCCCACGCAGGAUGCCGAUCAAACAAUCAUGCUUCAAACAUGGUACAAUGGAGACUACAAGCAAAUGAUUGAUGAAGCGGUUGCAACGGGUACCACUCCUGGGCAACCAGAUGCUUACACCAUCAACGGACACUUAGGCGACACGUACGGAUGCCCCAACGAUACAAUAUUUCGUACGCAAGUUAAUUAUGGGUGUACACACCUUCUUCGAAUCAUCAACGCUGCAAUGAAUGAACUAAAAUUAUUCUCCAUCGCAAAUCACACCCUCACACUCGUUGCCCAAGAUACUUCCUACGUUAAAAGGUUUACCAGCGACUAUAUGAUGAUCAACCCUGGGCAAACCAUGGAUGUUUUAGUUGUGGCCAACCAAAACGCCGGAGUUAUUACAUGGCUACUAGGCCUUUCUCCGAUGCCGCUUUUCGGCCCAUUGACUUCAUUGCCAUUGGAGUUUUUGAAUAUAAAAAUAGUGUGGGUGGAUUGAAUGCUUACUUGGUGCAAAUGUUGCU
Hibiscus syriacus is the source of this 562-nucleotide messenger RNA. RefSeq names its product putative laccase-5. NCBI's taxonomy places the organism in Eukaryota, Viridiplantae, Streptophyta, Magnoliopsida, Malvales, Malvaceae. The coding region runs from base 85 to 537 and encodes 150 amino acids. The record is from RefSeq and is a predicted model, not a curated record. The transcript has 5 exons. Gene Ontology annotation, molecular function: oxidoreductase activity.